AUGAGGGACCCACUGACAGACUGUUCGUAUAAUAAAGUAUACAAGAACCUGAAGGAGUUUUCUCAAAUUGGAGAAGAUUUCUGCAAGCAGAUCACAUCCAUUCUUCAGCAAAGGGCAAAUCUGGAGAUUAAUUAUGCCAAAGGACUUCAGAAACUGGCAACCAAGCUAAGCAAAACAUUACAGAACACAAAGAAAAACUGUCUUGUCAGUGCCUGGGCCUGGGUCUCGGAGGGCAUGAAGUCUGCAGGGGACCUGCAUCAAAAACUUGGCAAAGCAAUUGAGUUGGAAGCAAUAAAACCAGCUCAUCAAGUCCUGAGUGCACAUGAAAAAAAGAGAAAAUCACUUGAUAACGAAGUUGAGAAGACAGCAAAUCUUGUCAUUAGCAACUGGAAUCAACAAAUUAAGGCCAAGAAGAAAUUGAUGGUUAGCACCAAGAAGCAUGAAGCACUUUUCCAUCUUGUAGAAAGCUCCAAGCAGAUUACAACUGAGAAGGAGAAGCAGAAGCUCCUCAAUAAACUGAAAAAAUCAACCGAGAAGUUAUCAAAAGAAGAUGAAAAUUACUACCAAAAAAACGUGGCAAGCUGUUCUACCAGACUGAAAUGGGAGAACACACUGGAAAAUUGCUUCCAGAGCAUCCUGGAGCUGGAGAAAGAAAGAAUUCAACUUUUAUGCAAUAACUUAAACCAGUACUCCCAACAUAUUUCUGUUUUUGGCCAGACCUUGACCACAUGCCACACGCAGAUUCACUGUGCCAUCAGCCAAAUAGACAUCGAAAAAGAUAUCCAGGCUCUCAUGGAAGAAACCACAGUUUCAUCUACAGAAAAUAAAUCCGAGUUCCUAUUAACCGACUACUUUGAAGAAGAUCCUAAAAAUGCAAUGAGCAAAGAGCGACAGACAUCUUCAAUAAAAUCAAAACUGUUGAGGCUGCAAAAAGAUAUUGAAAAAGCCUCGCGAGACCAAGAAGGCUUGGAACGAAUGCUGAGAGCCUACUCCAGACACUCUUCCUUCUCAGACUCAGAGAGCGAAAAAAGCACAGCAGCCUUAAUGGACGAGAAUAGCUUGAAACUAGACCUUCUGCAAGCAAACUGCUAUAAACUGUCAUCUGUGUUAGCAGAACUUGAGCAAAGACCUCAACCCAGCCAUCCCUGUAGUAACUCCAUCUUCAAGUGGAAAGAAAAGCAGCAGACACAUAGUUCUGUAAAAAUAUCUCGGCCUGUUCUGACGAAGAGACUAGAGAAUGUUGUGAACAGAGCAUCUUCUGAUGGGCAGAGAAUUCCAAGUCCUUCAUCUACAGCCUCCGGUGUGACCCAGCUCGGCAAUGGUCUUUGCAAGGCCUUAUAUUCUUUUCAAGCCAGGCAAGAUGAUGAAUUGGACUUGGAAAAAGGCGACAUCGUGACGAUACACAAGAAGAAAGAUGAAGGAUGGUGGUUUGGCUCUUUAAAGGGAAAAAAAGGUCAUUUUCCUGCCGCUUAUGUGGAGGAGCUUCCUUCAAAUGCCGGGGACACAGCUUCACAAGCAUGA
Molecule: messenger RNA, 1521 nt
Organism: Rangifer tarandus platyrhynchus (Svalbard reindeer)
Lineage: Eukaryota; Metazoa; Chordata; Mammalia; Artiodactyla; Cervidae
Source: the annotation of a GenBank genome assembly